Messenger RNA from Rhopalosiphum maidis (corn leaf aphid), 572 nucleotides. RefSeq lists its product as uncharacterized. Lineage: Eukaryota; Metazoa; Arthropoda; Insecta; Hemiptera; Aphididae. The record is from RefSeq and is a predicted model, not a curated record. The transcript is spliced from 2 exons. The coding region runs from base 60 to 314 and encodes 84 amino acids.
UUAUUACAAUUACUACAUACAACUUUAUAUACUUGCCGAUUUUUCAGGAGCAGAAACCAAUGUGGUGCAAAAAAUGUGGUCUAUUGACAGCCAUUAAGGAUGCUUUUAUGAUGAAAAUGAACGCGUUCAUGAAGUCGAUGUCGUCGUUCGCCCCAGCGCCGAGUGGACAACGUCUCUUGUCGGCGUCUCCGUGGACUGCAGAAUUAAUGAUGCCGCAGCUCGCUCCGCCACAGUCGUCUUGGUGGUCGUCGCCCACUCCAUCGUUUUGGCGGUCACCUCCAUCGUCGUCGUCGAAUUGGUGGUGGUGGUGUUGACGAACGUAUCGUCCGACGAACAAAUCGCUGAGAAAAAAAUGAUACAAAAAACGAUUUAGCCCUUACACUGCAGGCCACGCGCCUACCCAUAACACAUUAUAUCAUUACGUGUAAUAUUGUUAUUAGUAUUUAAUGUACCUUUUUAUAUCAACACGUACACGUUAUACACGCUAUACUAUAUAAUAUAUUAUGUGAUUGCGUUCUGUACAUAUACAAGUAUUGUAGUACGUGAUUUUAGUACACAGCAAUAUAGUACGA